Anneissia japonica is the source of this 1866-nucleotide messenger RNA. RefSeq names its product galanin receptor type 1-like. The coding region runs from base 402 to 1412 and encodes 336 amino acids. The transcript has 2 exons. Gene Ontology annotation, molecular function: G protein-coupled receptor activity. Lineage: Eukaryota; Metazoa; Echinodermata; Crinoidea; Comatulida; Comatulidae. The record is from RefSeq and is a predicted model, not a curated record. Gene Ontology annotation, cellular component: membrane. Gene Ontology annotation, biological process: G protein-coupled receptor signaling pathway.
AAAUUCAAUCUAUAUUUUAUAUGAUUGCAAUAAAGAUAUUUGUAUGUAUUGUAUGUAUUGUAUAUUAUUUUUCCGUACUUCAUAGUCUGUGCGCUAAGGCAAUUUUUUUUUAUAAACAUGGAUGAUUGUGCAUAAACAAGUAUAUUUACAUAGAGAAAAGCAAAGGCCUAUAGGAACGCAAGUUUUGAAAAGUCACGUCUACUAACUAUCUAUAAACGCUCUUGUUAAUGGUGUACCUUUGUGUUGAAUCAAACAGAAGAGGAAACAAUAACACGGAAGUUUUGUUUUUCUAUUGAAGUCAAAAGGCGUAAGUUAGUUUAUAAUAGGACAGCAACCUAGACGUGUGAUUCCGAGUAAUCCUCUUCAAAUCCGAACUGUUCUCUGUGUAUUCAUCCGCCGUGAUGGCAUCGUAUGAUAGUUAUGCCAGCGAAUAUUAUUCAUCUUGGAACGACACGGAGUACGAAAUAAAUGCACCACCCAAUUUUCCAUCCUUGAUCUUAGCUGUUUUCGGAGUGUUACUGAAUUCUCUACAUGUGUUUUUGGCGUGUAGAAUAUCAAGGAGGAGACAGACGAGUAUCGCUCGACACAGCAUCGCAGUAGGCAUCACAAGCGUUGUGUUUUUGUUCCUUUGUAUCAUUGCUCGCCAAGUUUUUCCAAACUUCGAGAUCGAAGACAUUGGCGUGUGUAGAUUCUACAACUUCGUCGAAAUAAUUUCCCAAUGCAUUGUCAUCAGUAUGCUGAUGCUGAUUAGCGUAGAUAAUUAUUGCGUGGUGAAGAAAGUCACACGUCGCCACACGUUUAUUGCACGCCACUUCUGUGGUCUUCUCCUUUGCGUUUUAUUAGUGUCAUCGUUAAUCGCUUUACCAGUAUUAGUCCGAUCGAAACUUUACCAAAUGAACGGCAAUAAUAAGUCAAUAUGUAUGGGCUUAGAUUUAACUUCCACAUUUGCGAAACAUUAUGAAAUAGUGCGAGCUUGCUUUACAUACGCCAUACCACUGGUCGUAAUCGGAGUUGUCCAUGGAAAGAUGGCUUACAUUUUGGUAAAAAGUGAACGAAAUAUAGCUAAUUUGAGUAUCCGUGGAAGGCGGGAACGAUGGAACGGUCACAUUGCCUCUCGUCGUCGUCUACGAAUCGUGGUCCUACUGCUUGUUCUACUCUUCUCUAUAUGCAACUUCCCGACAACACUAGCGCUUAUCCUUAACCAGUACAAUCUACAACCAUCGUCAUUUUUUCAAUUUAUUUCCGGUUUUCAUAUCUAUUUCAUGCUAAGUUAUGCGAUCUUACAUCCACUAAUUGUGAUUAUUUCAACGCGAUCUAUUCGCGGCGAAUUGUUCAUAACUUUUUCUUCUAGUUCCAAACGAAACUCAGUGAAGUAUCUAUCUCCAACAAAUAAAGAAUGGGAAAUGUCUUGAAAUGAACUGAUUUAAAUUAUCACUCGUGCAACAUUGCUCAUAUCCAUGGAGUGGUCAGUGAGUGUGCGCACGUAUCUUGUGGUACAAUGAUUGGUAGUCAACCCAGAAUUUAGGAGCAUUUAAGAAUAUACUCCAGUUACCAGUUACUAGAGUGAAUUUUUAUUGUAAAUCACUUAAAGUAAGACGAGUAUUAACCUAAACGUAUUCAAACUUUUGCAGACGUGGACCCGCCAUAGCCAGGGUUUGUGCCGUGCUAAGUGUGGACCAGGCUAUAAAAUACUCUUCAUCAUGGCGCUGAGCCGGGCAAAUAAUUUAAUUGGAGACUUUGUCACAAAUCCUAAAGUCGAACUGAUAUAAAGUCGAUAUAACAGUAUUACGUAUAAUUCUAAUUUUCAACUUGUAUAUGAAUAUUUUUAUAUGAGAAUAUCACAAUCUGCACAAUUUGACGUCAAAU